Acanthoscelides obtectus is the source of this 2652-nucleotide messenger RNA. The record is from the annotation of a GenBank genome assembly. Lineage: Eukaryota; Metazoa; Arthropoda; Insecta; Coleoptera; Chrysomelidae.
UAUCUGUAUAUUUUGAGAUUAUUAAACAUUCGAGAUUUUUCGAACCUUGGAUGUUUUCAGUGUUUUUACACCACUCUUGAAACCUAUAACGUGUUUGAAAUGUCAGUACACACCUUUGAAGGGCUAAUAGUGCACCUUAUUUGCCACAUGUAACUUAGGAGAAAGUUCUAGUUUUUGGGUUAGCCACAUUUAUUUAACCUUCCUAUACCCGCUCCGACGGAACACUCAAGUAAUAUUAUUUUCCUGGAAUCGCUAGCGAAUCGAGAUUUCUGCUAGCUGCCUGAUUUGUUGCUGACUUUUCGCUUUAGUGUAGGUACACCGUGCGUUUGUGCAAGAUGCUUGUGUUGCUGUUAUUUAUACAGGUUCUGAUGGAUGAAAAUAUAAAACCGGGUUCCAAACAUUCGAUCUGUGACACCGCGCGCGGGUAUAGGAGGGUUAAACCCUAAAUAAAGUUAAAACCCUAUGAUAAAUGACUCUUUGUUUAAUAAUGAUAUCAGACAUGUUUCACAAAUCCUAGAUAUAUGAUUUCAGUGUAAUUUUAUGUAUAUAAGUGCAUAUCAACAGCUAUUAUAAUCGGUUGUCAAACAUUGUUGACAAACAGUACUUAUUAGGCUACCAUGUACAGUUACACUCAUUACUGCAAUCUGAGGAUUUUUUUCAUAAAGGCUAGUGACUCUUUGAUGCCAUUUCACUACAUGGAAUGUUGUACUAGAAGUUGUUUUGAAGAUAGAAGAAUUCCUGGGCUGGGUGUUGAAGGUCCAAACUCAUCUGGGAGGCAAGUCUAUUAUCAGUGGAUAUGUAUUGUUUUUGGUAUACAAGCAGUCCUCUUCUAUGUACCCAGAUUUUUGUGGAAAUCAUGGGAGGGUGGACGACUAAGACUGUUGGUUGAAGAUUUAAGUGGACCCCUGAUUUCAUCUAACUGGAAUAGUUCGACAAGAGACAAACUUGUGAGAUGCUUAUUAACUGGUGGAUAUUUUGAUAAGAUAUAUGCUAUUAGAUUCUGCUGCUGUGAAAUAUUGAAUUUUGUGAAUGUGGUCUCACAGAUCUACUUCAUGGACUGGUUCAUAACAGGUAACUUCAUCUCUUAUGGUGUACAGCACGCUUCAUACAGUACUGUCAAUCCAAUGAAUGUAGUCUUUCCAAAAAUAGCCAAGUGCACCUACCACAAAUAUGGUUAUUCUGGCUCAGAGGUAAACAUUGAUGCAUUGUGUGUUUUGCCGCUGAACGUCCUCAAUGAAAAGUUAUUCCUGGUGUUAUGGUAUUGGUUGUUUUUCCUCCUGAUAGCUUCGUUCUUUUCCAUAAUGUAUAGAGCUCUGUUUCUUUUUUCAAACAAGUUCAGGGUGUACCUGCUUAGAGCACAGACUCGAAAUUUAGAUCACAAAAAAGCUGAGAUAAUUGUCGAUAAUCUCUCAUAUGGGGACUUCUUUUUGAUGUAUAAGAUUGGUAAAAAUAUUAAUCCAAUCAUAUAUAGGGAAUUUGUAUUGGCUAUUUAUGACAGUAUUCCCCCCAAGCGAGGAUUUCACUCUGAUAUAGUUAUUUAAACAUACAAAAAUCUGAUCCAAUAUGACCCAUGUUGUGAGAUAUUUACAUAUAGUUAAUUCUAGUCCAUCUCCCAAACAAACACAUCAGACUGAAUAUACAUUUGUAUUGAACCAAUUGAGUUAUGUGAAGAGAAUUUAUUUGUUAAGUUCAAUUUGAUUCAACCAGAAAUGUUGUAUUAAGUUUCUUAUGUACGCACUGAUGAUUUUCUUAUACUUUUUUGUUAUAUUUCAAUGUAGACUCGUUUCAUCAUUCGUUGUACAGGGAGUCCCGUUGUAAAUUUACCUAACCUCUUAACUUCUUGUAUGACCAGUUAGAGAAGUGUCUUACAAAAGUUAUAUAUUUUUUUUUUCAUGCGAUGCCUUCUUGUCCCUUUUUAGUGCUUGCUAUAAUUAUUUUUAUUACUUUAGUCAAAACUUAAAUACUAUAGUCGAAUAUAAUAUAGAUGCAACAUAUGCAUAAACAUAUAAGCGAUACACAAAAUAUAUGUUUUUGAUGAAAGCAAUGAAAAUAACAAUUAUAAACCAGUUAUAUUUAAAAUCAGGAAAAAAUCGCCAAUCAUUUUCUCUUAAAAUAUACAUAUACGUACACAAAAAAUACAUUGCAAAAAAGUAUUAGAUCCUAUAACUUUUGUAUAAAACUUUUUUCUAAAUGUUCUUACAAAUAAGCUUACGAGGGAUGUCAAUAUUAUCAUUUCCUAACAGGAGACCCUGUACAUUCGUUAAACAUAGAACUAAUAGUUUUUGGUAUACAAAAUUGCUUUUCUUGCCAAAUUCUGGAUGGAAUGUCUAUAAUUCAUUUAAGGUAAAUGGAUGAGUUUAUCUGGAUGUGGAUAUCUAUUAUUUUGUUGAACCUUCAUACCAUGCAGGUUCAAAAUUGCGUUCAGGGCGUUAAUUAAGUACAUAAUAAUGUUUUAAUUUUAACUUAUGUACAACAUCUACAAGUUUUAAGUAAUUUUUUGUUUGUGUAUUUUGUAAUAUAUUUAUAUGUAGUUUUUAAGAGUUUUUCAGUAUUAAGUUGUUACUGAGCAUUGAUCUUGAGUUAACUGUUUUGUAUUUGUAAGCAAAUAUGUUCUGAAGUCCUUUAUAUAUUUUGUAUCAAUAUAAAUAUUUU